GUGCUGAUGUUGUUUUCGUUCCACUGGUGUUUUCAGUUUUUCUUUUGAGUGACCCAGUUUUAAGCCAUGUCUCCAUUCUUGUUUUUAAACACGAUCCUUUGGUAAGCUAAUUGUACGCGUCACACUUUGAGCUCACGUCAUGACAAAUCAACAGUCAUUUACAGGCAGCACCCUGCGGACAGCAAAGGGCGGCUGUGGACCACCAGUGGUCCAGGGACCACAGUUUGAGAAAGGCUGCUCUAAAGGGUGGCGCCUCCCCCCUCCAUCCUCAGACACCUGUCUAAAUGUCAUAUCAGACAGCAGAUGAAUCAGUUGUGUCAGUUCUAUUCUAUUCUAAAUGUCAUAUCAGACAGUUAGACAGUUUUGUUUGAUUUGGACAGGUUGUAGUGAAAUAUGUGAAUUUCGCUCUGGGACUAAUAAAAAUAUGUACAUUCAUUCAUAUUCAUUAGUAUUUAAACUUUACUUUCAUCCCACAUGUAGUACAAGUUCGAUUUGACAUUUAGCAUCAAACUACGUAUGAGAAAACAGAAAACAGACCAAUAGAGUUUCAGUGGCUUGACAGGGCAGCAGAGAAAAGGUAGUGUAGUGCAGUUUUACCAUAGCAAGUAAAACACAGACUGUAUUAAAAAAUAAAUCACUACAUAGCAUUCUGUCUGGGUGAUGCAGUGUUUGGGACAGUGACUGGAGGUAUAAAGCAUAUGAAAAAGAGCAACAAAACUAGUUAAAAGUUGAAAGCUUUAAGAACUGUAGCAUUUUCAAUGGCAGUUUUUGUCAAAAAUUGGUAAAUAAUUGCUCUCAAACAGACUUUAUCAGUCAUUAAUCGGGUCUCACUAAUUACUCAUUACUUGCUCCUUCUCACUGUAUGAACUUCCAAAUGAAUCCUCACUUAAUGACUUGAAAUUGGAGCUGGAGAUUGUACUAUUGCUUUUUUUUAACUCUCAAGUUAUUUUGUGAUGCACUGAAAUAAGUUGGCGCAUUUUAAUCACCUAUUUUUCUUCCUUAAUUUGAUCUCAAUGUAUUUAUCUCUAAACAACUGCUGAAUGUUGGCCAAAUCAAAGAAAGCUGAAAGCUGAUGAAACUUCCUCUUCUGAAAAGGAACUAGCAAAGGAAAAUACUACGACAUUAGAUAAGUAUGAAACGUGAUUUUCCUGAAUUAGUGUGUACUCCAUGUGACUGGCCAGGAGACUCGCACAUGAUCUAAAUUACAAAAUUAUUUAAAUUCCUGUGAGAAAAGCUGACCUUAGCCAUUCCAAAUGUCAAUCAAAAUGUUCAAUAAGAACAUUUUGUGAACAUGUCAAGAAGUUGUAACAUCUUACACUUCCAGAAACUAUUGCAAAAAAUAAAAUAAAAAAAUCUGAUGCACUGUCUUCGAAUCAAUAUUUUUAUGAUUGAAGGUUAUUUAUUUGAACAAAAAUGAAAUUGUACAACUAAUUUAAAUGACCUAAGGGAACACCCAAAGACACAAAAUGUAACGACUGAUGAACAUAUCCACCCAGCUACAAAGCCAGCACUCAGGAUCAGGCAUUUCUCUUCAAGACAUUUCUUUUAAAUUGGUUCAGAAUCUGAAACAUAGUUUGUAAGUAAAUGAAACUGAUGAGUCAAUCUCAGGUUGAGUGUAUUGAAAUUCUGGAAAUGUCAUAACAUCAGAUCUUCACAUAUUCGCUUCUGUAUGGUGGUUCCAAUUCAUUUGUCAAGGUAAGGCUAUGACCUACACAGAUAACUUUACGCGAUAAUAUUUCCCAUUCAACAUAAUUUCAAGAGUCACAAUUUUAAGAAGCUGAGAAGACUUAAACUUCUCACUUCUUAAGUAAAACUGUGCUCUAUAUACCAUACAACAUAUGCUCUCAAGAUCUUUUCUCACCCACAGCAGAUCUGUGGCAGCAGAAAGUGGUUUAGUGAAUCUGUCAAAAACAAAAACAAACAGAAGCAAAGUUGUGGAAUAGUUUGUGUAAAACUCGUUAAACCUGCAGCAUUUGCAAACCCAGUUCAGGAAUGGUUUCUGAGGUACGUUUUUGGUUCACAAAAACUAAGUUCUGGUGAUCUGCUAAACUGGGUUCUGCAUAUUUUUUUUUUUUAUAGUUGCUCAAACGUUUUUGAAUCCAUUUGACAGAUAUGCAGGACAGACCUAGGGUAAAGUCUUUGUCAGUGUUUUUGUUGUUGCUUUAAGUAGACCUUAAUUAGUAGGACUUCUUCAAUUAGAUUUUCUAAAUACACAAAGUUUAAUGUUUAAUAAGAAAAAAAGCUAAAUCCCCCCCAAAGCUACUCCCCACUCACUUGAAAGGUGUUACGUUUGACGCUGUGGUUCUUGCUGUGGUGUUUUUUCUUCCUUCUCUCUCUCCUCGCUCUCUCUGUGGCUCCCCUACAUGCUGUUAAUAGCGGCACUGGAUUGUAAUAAGCACAUUUCUGCUGAGCACCUGCGAGACCUACAAUAUUUGACUGAUACAAAUUGGUAAGUUAUUUACUUCCUUUUUUCAGAAUUGUCCUACUUUCAGUACAUAGUAAGCCAUUGAUGAGCAUACGCAACUUUUUAUUUUAUAAGAUUAACUUUCAAAUUUGUUUAAUUUUAUGAUUUUAAUUUUAAGUUACAGCCCAAUAAAUCUUCCGCAUGUUCUGCCAUUAUAUUCUGGAAAGUUGACUUGUGAUUCAGCAGGUGUGCAGUUACGUUUCCUUAAACAGUUGUGAUUUAAUGUUUUAAAGUGUUUUAAAGUGUUUUAAAGCGUGAACAUUUUGUUGGUAAUAAUUUUGACAGUAACUGAUAGGAAGUAGUAGUGUGAAAUAUGGGGCAAUGACACCAAAAUUGAUGGUGACAAAUGACGAUGUGCUGAUAACUUUUCGGUAUUCAUAAUCCUGAAUAUUUUUAUGCAAAUUGCAGAAGAUUGUUUAUUGUAAUAAUCAUGUUAAUGAGAAAAAAAAAGAAAAGAUAACUAUGAAUGUUAUUAUGUUAUUUUUCAAAAAUUUAAACCAUAUUUGAUUAAACCAAACUAAAGUGUUGCACUCACUAAAGUGAGUGUCAUAAAAAGAAAAAAUCCUUUUCCUCACAGGCAGAAAUAUUGUCAUGCUUCAGUCAAAACCAAUGUGAAAAUAACUAAGUUGGAGCUUAACAGACUGAUAGCACCCCCAUGUGGUUGGAUCCAAGCUUAACAACUCAACAAACAAACCAAAGUAAAAACUUUCCUUUUUCUUUACAGAUGGAAAAGAUGAGCGAGGCUAUGAAUCCACCAGAAGAAGAAUACUGGUGGAUCGACAUUAUUGAUAACUUAACAGACUAUAACUAUUCUAAUGGUAGUGACAUAGAGGGAGGAGAUGUUUGCGACCUGAAGAAUGGCACAUAUUUUGAAUCCUUGUUUAUACCAACUCUCUACUCGGUGGCGUUUGUUGUUGGUGUCUUGGGGAAUGGACUUCUGCUGGGAGUCCUCUUUCAAAGCAGGAAGCGUUGGAGUGUGACAGACACGUUCAUCCUUCAUCUGGCCGUAUCAGACGUCCUGCUGUUGUUGACCCUGCCCCUCUGGGCUGCACAGGCUGCAAGUGAAGCCGGAUGGGAGCUUGGUACUGCCCUUUGCAAGAUUACUGGAACUGUUUUUACGAUCAACUUCUACUGUGGGAUUUUUCUCCUAGCCUGCAUCAGUGUUGAUCGUUAUCUAUCCAUCGUCCACGCUACCCAGAUGUACACCAAAAGGAAGUCUUGGGUUGUUCAUGCGAGCUGCGUUUUGGUGUGGUUGUUUUCUGCCAUCCUCUCCAUCCCUGACUGGAUCUUUUUAGAAGACACGGAAGAUGUCAGACAAAACAGAAAGUCUUGUGUUCGGGAGUAUUCAAAAUACACAACAAAUGCAGAAAAGAUGAUGAAAUUAAAAAUGGCAGCACGUUGGCUGUACCAUGCUGUAGGCUUUUUAUUUCCUUCAUUUGUUCUGGUCUUCUGCUACUCCUGCAUCCUGUUACAGCUGCAGUGCGGCUCCCAAAGUCUCCAAAAACAGAGGGCUUUCAAAGUCAUAAUAGCUGUUGUGGCAGUUUUCUUUCUUUGCUGGACGCCAUAUAACAUGGUACUUUUGGCAGACACAGUUCAACAAAACAACAAUACAGGAACAUGUGAGACAAGAAACUCUAUGGACAUAGCUCUGACUGUGACUUCGACUUUGGGAUACCUUCACUGCAGCCUCAAUCCCAUCCUCUACGCCUUUGUGGGUGUGAAGUUUCGCCGACAGCUACUCAACAUCCUAAAGUCUAUGGGCUGCAAACUGAAGACAAAUAUAAAAUUAGAGUCUUUCACCAGGAGAAGCUCCAUUUGGUCAAAUUCUGGAGAAACCUCCAACUCCAUUGCAGUUUAAAAGGAAAAAUAUAUAAGCUGCUUGUUUUUACAAAACAGACUCUCAAACAUGUUAAAAACUGACAAGAGGACAGAUUCUUCUAAACAUCGAUGAACUAUCUCACUUGACAGUGACAUUAAAGGACAGUGGCAUUUAGCAGACAUGUUUUCCCUAUUUGGCACUAUGCAUAUGUUAUAUGUCAACAAGAAACAUGAUGUUUUUGCAUUUUUGAUAACCAGGCAGCUACCGGUAUGUAAGAUAUGGUGACUUGGGUUACAUUGUUACAGUGUUUUAUAUACUUAAAGGACAUUUUGUAUAUAGUUUCUUAUUUUGCUACAUUUGAUUGCAUUAGUUUUAUAUUGAAUGUUUAAUUGCGGAAUAAAAACAUUUUUAUUCUUAAAAAGUGUGUUUGAUUCAGUUUACCAUGAAAACUUGCAAUCUUUAUGUGAAGUGAUAAUUACUAAAAUAAAAAAUAAUAAAAUAUAA
Messenger RNA from Poecilia latipinna (sailfin molly), 4787 nucleotides. RefSeq names its product C-X-C chemokine receptor type 3-like. Gene Ontology annotation, molecular function: C-C chemokine receptor activity; C-C chemokine binding; C-X-C chemokine receptor activity. Gene Ontology annotation, cellular component: external side of plasma membrane; membrane. NCBI's taxonomy places the organism in Eukaryota, Metazoa, Chordata, Actinopteri, Cyprinodontiformes, Poeciliidae. The transcript has 2 exons. The coding region runs from base 3120 to 4322 and encodes 400 amino acids. Gene Ontology annotation, biological process: regulation of leukocyte migration; positive regulation of cytosolic calcium ion concentration; G protein-coupled receptor signaling pathway. The record is from RefSeq and is a predicted model, not a curated record.